Messenger RNA from Bolinopsis microptera, 2058 nucleotides. RefSeq names its product nuclear pore complex protein Nup85-like. The record is from RefSeq and is a predicted model, not a curated record. Gene Ontology annotation, biological process: mRNA export from nucleus; positive regulation of DNA-templated transcription; protein import into nucleus. NCBI's taxonomy places the organism in Eukaryota, Metazoa, Ctenophora, Tentaculata, Lobata, Bolinopsidae. The coding region runs from base 13 to 1788 and encodes 591 amino acids. Gene Ontology annotation, molecular function: structural constituent of nuclear pore. Gene Ontology annotation, cellular component: nuclear pore outer ring. The transcript has a single exon.
UCAGUCUGAGUCAUGGAUGAUCAUGUUGGAGCCUCUUGGCUUAAUGAGAACAAAUUGAUGCUGUUCAAUACUUCUCUAGAGAAUGAAAUUGACUUCAAAGUGGAAAGUUGGGAAGCUAAUCUGGACAGUCUUAUCAAUAAGUACAUUGUUUUUGAGGGUCAUAGUGUUUUCAGUGAAGUUCAGUUAUCAAAUGGCAAUGAUGUUCAAUCUCACAGUCAUGCUUAUCGAUCCCUCUUGCGUGCAGCUAUACAAGAGCUGGGACCAGAAAAUGAGGAUGACAAGAAACUUGUAGCUUUGUAUGAACUUGUUUGGUCAUUUUGUGAAGUUCUAUUCAUAGAACAUCUUCCCGGGGGUUGUGUGCUGCCUUACCUAAUGGAACUGAUGCAGUGGCAUUUCCCUCAACCAGUGGAAACUCUCAAUGAUGUUUUAACUUUUGAGGAGCCAAUGGAACACCCCAAAUUUUGGGAUUGUGUGGUAUCUCUUUUGUUUCAAGGACAAAUUAAUGAAGCAGUUGCAUUACUGAAAAUAACUCCAGAUGGUGGUGAGCUUACUUCAUUUCUGGAAAAAAUGCCAUUACUCAACAAUUUUAGUGGCCAUUCUCUAUCCGAAUUCAAGAUAUCUUGGUCGAUGUGGCAAGAGAAUUGUAAACAGAAUCUUGAGUCUGCUAAUUUUGUGCUUGAUGAAUCAUCUGAUAUACUGGAAAUUCUUUGUGGCAAUCUUGAUGUGUUUGUCAAGUAUAAAGACCUAGCACAAACCUGGUAUCAUCUCAUGACAUCCUAUUUACUUUACACCAUGCCAACAGUCACAGUGGUCACCUUGCAUCAUCAAGCUAAGGACAUGAUGGGUAUCUACAAAGAUUAUCUCAAUCCUCUUGAUGAGAUUCUUUUCUCUGCGAUGGAGUUUGAUGCUCAUUCAGUUCUUACUCAAUGUAUAACCCAGUUUAGAAAUAACUGGUGGCUUAGUGCCCAUCUUGCAGACAUACUAUACCAUGCAAAACAGCUUGAUGACACAGAACUCCAAUAUGGAUGUUCUCUUCGUGAGUAUACCCUCCUUCAUUACGCAUCUGAGCUUAUUUUCCAUGAAGAUUUUUGGAGCAUAGGUAUGGACUACUUUAUGGAAUGCAAAAAGUUAGGAAAAUCAUAUUUAGAGAUUGCUGUUCCAAGAAUUCCUUUGGAGAACCAAAACAAAGCUCUGAGAGUUUGGUCUGCCUGCGAAAAACAUGGCCUAGUCUCGAUUGGAUCAAAUGUGUGUAGAGUUAUGUCGUCAGCAGCAAAUCAAAGUGAUCAACUUGGAUUGGCCUUGAUUUGGAGUCUCCAAGCCAAAGAUCUGGUGAGUGUUACCAAAAUUUCGGAGACGAUUCUAGACAACUACAUUGAAACAGGAGGAUUCUCAAACCUAGACUUUUUGGACCAGUUGGGGAACAACAAAUUGUUGAGUAACCGUCUCAUGUUCCUUGGCAAGUACAGAGAGUUCCACAGCUUGAUUAAAACUCAGCAGCAGAAGAAAGCAGCUGAUUUGUUGGUAUCUCUGGUUGAGUCUAACCUGGGACCUCCCCGGUUUCAGAUAACGUUGUUGCUUGAUUCCCUUCCUCUCAUUAAUGACGUUGAUGAAACCUCUGAGAGCAGUGGCGUGGUUAUGGACUCAAGACAGACCCAUGUUUUACUUAAAGCAUUGGAAGACAUGCAGAUCAAGAAGUUGUUAAAAGAAUCUGAUAUGCAGAAAAUUGAAACCAUAAGAUUAGCCUUGGUCACUAAUUUAGCCUCCUCCUUUUUGAAUGAACCGUGGUAGUUUAUUCUUAUGCUGCACAUAAUAUUUUCCUUGACUAUUUCAAUAACUCUCACGUUCUAUCAAGUUUCUUUUGAUAAGUUGUGAAGUGCAUCAAACAAAGAUGAUUUGAAUUAGCUUUUUAGUAAGCUUUUGUAUAACAACCAAGGAUCAAGUAACGGUUCAUAAUUUUUAAAUAUAUUUAUUAUUUUUAAUUCUAUAGAUUAAACAUGUUUGUUUUUGAGUUUUUCAAUCUGACAAUAAUUUAAAUACCUUUAUUUGUGUCAACACAUA